AUGGCACCGAGGCCUAAUACUCUCCACAAACUUCCACUCACUCGCCAACAACAUGGGCUCGCACUCCUCAGACGAAGCCCAGUGCCCCAAAACUACUUUCUCAGCAGCGGUUCCGGCAUACAGGCAUUCAACAUACCACCUCAAAACGGCAAGGCCUCGCGGAACAAGGCAAUCCGACAGCAGUGGGGCCGAUGCCAAGUAUUCUCUCCCGGGACAGUGCUGUCUGCCUCGCUUGGGGGAGAGGCGUUCGCCCCAGCAACCACCGAGGAAAUGGGUACGACUGCCUUAUCCACCGUUCAGACACUUGUGGCCAGACCGUCUAACGCUGGUGCUGGCAAAGGUACGACUGUUGCUCUCCCUGUUGCCAUUCUCCAAAGCAAAACUCAGCUUAUGGUAUCGCCAAACGUCUCACCAUAUUGCUUUUGGUGA
This is a messenger RNA of Fusarium verticillioides 7600, 429 nucleotides long. RefSeq lists its product as hypothetical. Bases 1 to 429 code for a protein of 142 amino acids. The transcript has a single exon. NCBI's taxonomy places the organism in Eukaryota, Fungi, Ascomycota, Sordariomycetes, Hypocreales, Nectriaceae. The record is from RefSeq and is a predicted model, not a curated record.